UCAGCUCCGUGCACCAGCUUUGUUGACGUUCGCCUGAAGGGUUAGCAUGCUGCCUAUGUUAGCCUGUAGAACUGGGCUGGAAGUCGACCUGUUAGACAGCAGAACCACAACACAACGGAAGAAAUAAAGCCGCAGAUGUGCGCAGUGGAGCUUCUUCAGGAGGAAACAGCUGAAGUUGUUCUCAGCGGUGUGUAGCUCAGCGGUCAACCAUGGAUUCGGCCCAGCAGCGUUAGCUCGGACUCGUUAGCUGACCGUCUGUUUCAGCUCCGCGCUUCAGAAAAUACAGUGAAACGAGACGCAGGACACAAUAAGAACAGCCAUGUCGAAAGUGGAGCGGCUGAACGCUCGGGUCGCCAAGCUGCUCUCGGCCGCCGUGCAAGAAGUGUUGGAGGCGGUGAGGGAGACGGUCUCGGAAUAUCAGGAAAAAACUGCCCGGACACAGAGAGAGAACGAGAGACUGCGGAAGAGGUUACAAGAGCUCCAGGACAAAUCCAACAGAAAUCGUGGAGGAGACCAUCCUGUUAGCCCAAGCCAUGAUUUGGUGAAAAGGAAUGAAACCGACUCUUUAUCGGUCAUGCAUGAGAGCAGCACUCAGACGAAUGGAGAGAUAAAACAGACAGUGGAUUGUUUUCUCAAUGGUGAUCAUCAGAACCGUGCACAUGGACCCAAAGAACCAGACACAAGUCCCAUUGACUCUGAGCCUCCUCGCCAAAGCCCACCUACGUUCUCUCACGAUUUAGAGCCGAAGGCGCAGCCCUCGACAUCAGGAUUCAACAUCAAAGCGGAAACGGAGCAUCGAGUAUUGGCGCCUGAGUGCUCCAAAUCGUCGGACUACAAUUCCCAUAAUGCCACGUCGGUGAAAAGGACAGACCACCAUGUAAGUCAAAAUUUCAGCAAAGAUGCACACAGUGUUGACGUCUUAACCGUCAACGAGCCCGCUUUGUCUUCUCAUGAAAUUAAAACGGAAGCGGAAUCGGACGGGUACACGGUUUACGCGCCUCAAGGUUUGGUUUUUGACACUGUAGCGUUUAACGCGAGUGGAGAACAGGCGGAACAACCUGGCGCCUCUGGACUCGUCCAGUUUGAUCUAAAUGGACCUUUGGAGAGGCUGACGGCCGAAGACAUGAACGACAUUAACGCUGCUUUAGAUGCGAGGAACCAGAGACACGACGAACUUCUGAAUGGUUUAUCCAUCAGAAACUUCCAUGAAAAACGCUUCUGCUGCCCCUUCUGCAGCCGCAGCUUCAGCCACGCGGGAGACUUUAAGAAGCACAAGAGGGUUCACACAGGAGAAAAACCGUAUUUAUGCACCGUGUGCGGCAAACGCUUCAGUCAGUCCGGCUACCUGAAGAUCCAUCAGAGGUACCACACGGGGGAAAGGCCGUACGGCUGCAGCCUCUGCGGAAAACGCUUCAGCCACUCCAGCAACUUCAGGAAGCACCAACAGACUCAUGUCGGCCAGAGUGUUUAGAAUCGGUGACUCGAUUUUGACCUUUUUAAAUGUGAAGUACUUUAUCGUCCUGGCUUAUAACUCUCAGGCUCAAAUCGCUCCAUACAAUAAGACUGAAUCACGAAUAUUUAAAAUUUGUGAUAUGCCAAGUACUGCAGUGUGACAUACUGCCAUAUAUUAUGAUUUAUUACUUGACUGCUUAUUCUGCCUCCAAAAGGAAACUUUCCUCUGUGUUAUCUAAUAAAGCUUGAACUUUU
Molecule: messenger RNA, 1707 nt
Organism: Colossoma macropomum (tambaqui)
Lineage: Eukaryota; Metazoa; Chordata; Actinopteri; Characiformes; Serrasalmidae
Product: zinc finger and SCAN domain-containing protein 5B-like
Exons: 3
Coding region: 320-1471 (383 amino acids)
Biological process (GO): regulation of transcription by RNA polymerase II
Molecular function (GO): RNA polymerase II cis-regulatory region sequence-specific DNA binding; DNA-binding transcription factor activity
Source: RefSeq, a predicted model, not a curated record